AUGGCUCCCGACGGCAAGAGGCUCAUCGACAGACUACCAACAGCCCCAAGGCCUAGCCGCCUGGCUGUCCUGGGACUGGGACUGCCUCGCUCAGGAACGAAAUCUAUUCGGGCCGCAUUGAAUAUACUCGGCAUACCAACGUACCAUACGACAGAUGCUAUGCAGAACGGCGAGCUCCCACUUUGGAAUGAGGCAUUGGCAGCAAAGUAUGCAGGUACCAAGGCACCCUAUGAUGCUGACGAUUGGUCAAAGAUCCUUUGGAGAUAUGAAGGGAUAAUCGAUGCGCCUGCCAUAUUCUUCAUGGAGGAAUGGUUCGCGCAGAAUCCGGACGCGAAAGUCAUACUCAACAAACGAUCAUUCCAGGGCUGGUACGGUUCUGUUAGCAAUACAGGAAUGCCCUUGAUUUCGUGGAAAUGGUGGCCAUUUCUGCGGCCCUUUCUCAGCACAGAAACAAACGCAUGGUAUCAAUACGCCUGUUGCUUUCUUACCAUGAUUGGAGGCUCAGGGCCAUACGUCACCACUCCUCAUCCCGAAUACUGGACAGAAGAGCAGUAUCGGAAAACCUAUGAAACCCACUACCCACGCGUGCGAAGCUUGGUGGCAGCUGACAGGAUCCUUGAGUUCGACCUGGGCAAGCACGGAUGGGAAGAACUGUGUACAUUCCUGAAUAAAGAGGUCCCCAAGGAGCCGUUCCCACACACAAACCAAGCAAGAGACAUGGUUGAGCAAAGGAGGAAAUUGUGGGUCAGAGAAGCUGCAGCGAAUGCUCUGAAGGUGGCUGUGUUGGCUCUGGGUUUGUCAGGGGUAGGCUGGAUCUGGUGGCAGAAUGGGUCGCAGGCUCUUCGGCUAGUGCGCUCGUUUGAAGCUGCUUCAGGCCUGUACAUAUAA
This is a messenger RNA of Diaporthe amygdali, 888 nucleotides long. RefSeq names its product nad dependent epimerase. The transcript is spliced from 2 exons. The record is from RefSeq and is a predicted model, not a curated record. Bases 1 to 888 code for a protein of 295 amino acids. NCBI's taxonomy places the organism in Eukaryota, Fungi, Ascomycota, Sordariomycetes, Diaporthales, Diaporthaceae.